CGUUGACAGCUGACAGAUUGACAUUGACAGUAUUUGACAGUUGUAUUGUCACUUUGUUGUUUUUUGUCUUCGAUUGCAAAUGCAUAGUAUUUUUGGGAAUUUCAUUUGUGAAUUGUAUUUGAAUUUUAUUGUAUUUUGGUGAUAAAUUUAAUAUUUCAGAUAAAAUGCACAAAAUACUUGAAUUUCAAGCUGUAGUGCUAGCGGCAGGGAGGGGCUCCCGCCUGCCCGAUGUCGGGGGCUCGGUGUCCAAGUGCCUGUUGCCAGUAGGACCGUACCCAGUCCUUUGGUACUCAUUGAAUAUGUUAGAAAAGUUGGGUUUCCAAGAUACAAUGAUUCUAGUACUGGAUGAAGAUAAAUCAAAUAUUUUAUGCUCACUAGAAAAAUGUCCAUUGAAAAUCAAAUAUGAACUCAUAGUGAUACCAGCUGAUGAGGACUGGGGCACGGCCGACUCCCUGAAGCACAUCAGCAGCCGCGUGGUGAGUGACCUCCUCGUGGUCUCCGGAGACCUCAUCACCAAUGUCAAUGUCACAGAACUGCUCAAUCUGUACCGCAAGCAUGAUGCCGCAAUUGCCACAUUAUUCUUCGACAAUGGUCCAGAAGAGUGGAUAGAACUCCCCGGAGUUAAAACAAAAGCCAAACCUGACAGAGACCUCGUCUGUAUAGAUAAAGACACACAGAGGCUGGUGUUCCUUGCUAGCGCCAGUGACUUUGAAGAGAAUGUGACAUUGCCGAGAGUGAUAACAAAGAAGUUCAAUUCUAUCAGCCUGUACAGCAGAUUGCUGGAUGCUCACAUUUAUGUAAUGAAGAAAUGGGUGGUCAACUACUUGGUCGACGCUGACAAGUUCACGUCAGUCAAAGGAGAGCUGGUGCCGUACAUUGUAAAGAAACAACUGAGCAAACCCAAGAGUACCACUGAUAUAAAGGGCACAUCAGAGAAGAAUGUUGAAGUGAAUAAGGACAUCUUAGACUAUGCAGUGGAGCAUGGCUAUGAGAGCCAGAUAAGACUGAUGUCUUCAUACAAUGACCACGAGGGAGGCGGCAAGGGAGUCUAUUACAAUGACAUACUGAGAUGCUAUGCCCACAUUCCUGAUAAAAAUACAUUUGGCAUAAGAGUAAACACUCUCUCAUCAUUCUACCUAGCAAAUAGUAAGAUAAUGUCCAAAUGGGAAGAGCUAAUGGGUGCACCUCUAACUGAAAGGUUUCACCCCACAAGUGAAGUGAAGACAAGACAGAUAGAUGAGACAAGUACAGUCGGCGACAAAAGUGUUGUUAGUGAAAAGACGUCCAUUAAGAACACCUUCAUAGGUGCCAACUGUACCAUCGAAAACAAAGUGCGACUCACUAACUGUAUCCUGAUGAACAAUGUCACUAUUAAAGAAGGUUGUGUCCUCGAAGACAGCGUGGUAUACACGGGCGCCACCGUGGGCGAGGGCGGCGCGCUGCGGCACUGCCUCGUGGGCCCGCACCACGCGGUGCCGCCGCGCGCCGCCGCCGCCCACCAGCUGCGCGCCGACACCGCGCAUGACGUCAUCACUCUGGGGUAGUGCAGUGUGUUUUGUAUGGAUGUUAAGAUUGUAA
This is a messenger RNA of Plutella xylostella (diamondback moth), 1578 nucleotides long. It is a transcript of the gene eIF2Bgamma, whose product is annotated as eukaryotic translation initiation factor 2B subunit gamma. Lineage: Eukaryota; Metazoa; Arthropoda; Insecta; Lepidoptera; Plutellidae. Gene Ontology annotation, cellular component: guanyl-nucleotide exchange factor complex; eukaryotic translation initiation factor 2B complex. The record is from RefSeq and is a predicted model, not a curated record. Gene Ontology annotation, molecular function: guanyl-nucleotide exchange factor activity; translation initiation factor activity. Gene Ontology annotation, biological process: biosynthetic process; cytoplasmic translational initiation.